AUGGCUCCCGGGGCCCCGGCGUCUGCUCCCAGCCCCGUCCUGGCUGCCCUGGUCUUCUGCUCUCUGGGGGUGAAGAGUCUUGGGGGAGAUGCUCGAAGGGCUGAGGGUCACUGGGACAUUUGCAGGAAACUUCGGUUCCUUCAGCCUGGAAGUAAGUCCAGACAAGGGGGCCGGGAGUGGGGACUCCUGGCUCUGGGACAGGGUCGCCGGUGUCGCUGUUCCUCUCGCGGUGGCCCUGACCUGUGCUGGCACUCCUCUCUCCCCGCCCCGCCCCCCGCAGCCCUGAGCCCUGCCCGCGCCAUCGUGGUGUACACGGAUCGGGUGGUAUACGGGGCCGUGGGCUCCCGGGUCACCCUGCACUGCUCCUUCUGGUCCAGCGAGUGGGUGUCCGACGACAUCUCCUUCACCUGGCGCUACCAGCCCGAGGGCGGCCGGGACGCCAUUUCGAUCUUCCACUAUGCCAAGGGCCAGCCGUACAUCGACGAGGUGGGCGCCUUCAAGGAGCGCAUCCAGUGGGUGGGCGACCCCCGCUGGAAGGAUGGCUCCAUCAUCAUCCACAACCUGGACUACAGCGACAACGGCACCUUCACCUGCGACGUCAAGAACCCGCCCGACAUCGUGGGCAAGACCUCCCAGGUCAAACUCUACGUCUUUGAAAAAGUGCCCACGAGGUACGGGGUGGUGCUGGGCGCCGUGAUCGGGGGCGUCCUGGGGCUGGUGCUGCUGUUGCUGUUGCUGUAUUACCUGGUGCGUUACUGCUGGCUGCGCAGACAGGCGGCGCUGCAGAGGCGCCUCAGUGCCAUGGAGAAGGGUCGGCUGCACAAAUCCUCCAAGGACUCCAAGCGCGGCCGGCAGACGCCGGUCCUCUACGCCAUGCUGGACCACAGCAGAAGCUCCAAGGGCAGCGACAAGAAGUCCAGGGGCCUGGGGGACUCGCGCAAGGACAAGAAAUAGCGGUUAUGGGGCCGGGCCGGGGCGCGGGGCGCGGCCGAGCCCGCCCGGGGCGCGCGGGUGGUGGUCAUCGAGCUGGAACUGCGCAAGGAUGAGCCGGACGCCGCGCUGCGGCCGGCCGUCAAGUCCCCCAGCAGGACGAGCCUCAAGAACGCCCUCAAGAACAUGAUGGGGCGGGACUCGGCCUCGUGAGCGCCCCAGCCCUGCCCGAGGGACGAGGGACGCCCCGUCCUGUCCUGCCCCCCUUCGAGGUGCUUCCUCCCCGCCCCAGCCCUGCCCUUCCCGCCCCUGGUUCCCGCUCACGUCCUUCCUCGCCCCCUCCCUCCCCGCAGCCCAGGCCCCCACCCAAGGACUGCGUGUUUGGUGCCUGUCCCUCCAGGACCAAAGAAAGGGACCUUGAGACCCCCAUGCCCACCCCCCCCACUGGCUCGCCCAGUGCCUCUGUCUGUCCCCCACCUAACACCCGGUCGCCCAGAGCUGCUUUCUUUAGGGGUCCUUUAGGUGGACUCUGUCCCAUGACUGAGCACCCAUGACGUCAUGCUGCCCCUCCCCCACCCCACAGCCCUUUGGGGCUGGCCAGCCGGCCCAGCAGAGCACCCUCGCCCCACCCUCAGCUGCAACUUUGCUGUCCCCUGGAGCACUGUCCUGGGACUCAAGGUCAUGGGGAAGGAGAGAGAGAGAUGGGGGUCCUGGCAGCAGGCGGCUGAGGAGGGGGCAGGGGUCUCGGGAGGGGCGCCCUGCUCCCAGCCACAGGAGCCUUUGGGUUUUUCUAUAUUCUGUAUAUUUCUUCUCAGCACCCCCUCCCCACUCCUGAAUGUUUAAUAAACACUGACAUUUGCAGAAGUUCCAUCUCCCGGCUGGUUUCCUGGGGAAAAUCCCCAGCCGUGCCCCUCCUCGGAUGGGGGGGAGGAAUCUGGGUGUUUGGGGGCGUGGAGGCUCCUGGGGAGAGGGUGCCGGCGUCCACCCUGGGCUCUGCUCCGAGCACGAAGAAACUUUGCCUCGGGUAACUUGGUGCCCUGUGUGCACGGCAGCCCAGGUCUGGAGAGGGUGUGCGCGUGUGUGUGCGUGUACAUCCAUGGGAUUCAACAGCCAACAUCAGGAGAGGGUAUGUGUAUGUGUGUGUGUGUGUGUGUGUGUGUGUAUACACGUGACUCAACAGCCAACAUCUGGGAGAGAGGUAUGAGGGUGUGUGUCUGUGUGUGUGUUGUGUGUGUGUGGUGUGUUCAGGAGUGUGUGUGGAUGUGUAUAUAUGGGACUCAACAGCCAACAUCAGGAGAGGAUGCGUAUGUGUGUGUGUAUGUAUGUAUGUGUGUCCAUGUGAUUCAACAGCCAACAUCAGGAGAGGGUGUGUGUGUGUGUGUGUGUGUGUGUGUGUGUGUGUAUACAAGGGGGGGGGGGUGUCCAGGGGAUUCAACAGCCAACAUCCAGGAGAGGGUGUGUGUGUGUGUGUGUGUGUGUGUGUGUGUGUGUGUC
Sorex araneus (European shrew) is the source of this 2424-nucleotide messenger RNA. It is a transcript of the gene MPZ, whose product is annotated as myelin protein zero. Gene Ontology annotation, biological process: myelination. The transcript is spliced from 6 exons. Lineage: Eukaryota; Metazoa; Chordata; Mammalia; Eulipotyphla; Soricidae. The record is from RefSeq and is a predicted model, not a curated record. The coding region runs from base 1 to 954 and encodes 317 amino acids. Gene Ontology annotation, cellular component: membrane.